AUGAACGACAGAGAGAAAAACAUCGCUGCGGCUCGCCAGGAGAUGGAGGCGCUGCAAAACGCGAACGAUUGGCUGCAUGCAGAAGAACGAAAAUUCAACCAACCGGGCUCUGCCUACGACUUCCGUCAGCUGCGGCCGGAGAGCGAAAAUCGAGGCGGUCAUCUCGGAGCUGGACAUCAAGAAGCGGCAGAGUCUGGAGACAACUUGGCUGCAAGUGAACGAGAAUUUCACGGCGAUUUUCGAGCAGUUGCUUCCGAAUGCCCAAGCGAAGCUCGCACAGGUCAACCCGCGCGACCUCAUGGACGGCCUGGAGAUGCGGAUUGCCUUCAAUCAAAAGUGGAAGGAGUCUCUCGCCGAGCUCUCGGGAGGCCAGCGGUCCCUGCUUGCACUAUCCCUCAUUCUCGCGCUGCUGAAAGUGAAGCCGGCGCCGGUUUACAUUCUCGACGAGGUCGACGCAGCGCUCGAUCUGUCGCAUACGCAAAACAUCGGGAGCAUGAUCAAGACCCAGUUUCCGACGUCGCAAUUCAUCAUUGUGUCUCUCAAAGAGGGGAUGUUUUCGCAUGCAGACGUUCUCUUCCGGACUCGGCUGAUCGACGGAGUAUCAAAUGUGGAGCGCCACGCCCUGGCGGAGAGGCCCCAACAGCGCCGAGAUGUCCCCGGCUCGGCGGAGGAGGCGGCGUGUGGCGUGAGCAGCGCCAGAAAGCGCAUGCGAAAGAAUGCACAACGAGGCGAAGACAGCGAAGACCCGAACUAGCUGGCCUCGACUUCGUCUCUUUUUGA
This is a messenger RNA of Neospora caninum, 780 nucleotides long. RefSeq names its product structural maintenance of chromosome 2, related. The transcript has 6 exons. Lineage: Eukaryota; Apicomplexa; Conoidasida; Eucoccidiorida; Sarcocystidae. The record is from RefSeq and is a predicted model, not a curated record. Bases 1 to 780 code for a protein of 259 amino acids.